Messenger RNA from Helianthus annuus (common sunflower), 594 nucleotides. RefSeq names its product thioredoxin H2. The record is from RefSeq and is a predicted model, not a curated record. The transcript is spliced from 3 exons. NCBI's taxonomy places the organism in Eukaryota, Viridiplantae, Streptophyta, Magnoliopsida, Asterales, Asteraceae. Bases 50 to 421 code for a protein of 123 amino acids.
UAUAGAUUUAUAACCAGUCUAGAGCAACUAAAAGUUUAUACAUUAAAAGAUGGGAGCCCAAGUUUCAACACAACAAAGAUCAUCAGAUCAUGGCGAAGUCCUUUCAGUUCAUUCCUUAGAUAAGUGGAACACGCAGUUUCAGAACUCCAAAACAUCCAACAAACUCAUGGUAAUUGAUUUCUCGGCAGCAUGGUGUGGACCUUGUAAAUUCAUUGAACCAGCUGUUCAUGACCUAGCCGUUGAGUUUACAGACGUUGACUUCAUCAAGAUUGAUAUCGAUGAGUUACCCGAUGUGGCUAAGGAUUUUGACGUGCAAGCGAUGCCAACGUUCGUAUUGCUCAAAAAAGGAAAAGAACGCGACAGGCUUGUCGGGGUUAAGAAGGAUGAGCUUCAUAGGUUGAUUGAGAAACACAGGUUUUAAAGAACCAGUUAUAAGCUAGUUACACGACACAACACAACACGAUUGCAACUUAAAUAAAGUAUAUGUAGCAAGUAUGUUUGUUAUGUCUUAUGUCACGAGUCCAUGUAUUCUAUAAAUCGCGAGUCGAGAAUAAUAUGAUACCCAUAAGUUCAAAAACACAUAUUUAUUUACUA